Pieris brassicae (large cabbage white) is the source of this 878-nucleotide messenger RNA. RefSeq names its product signal recognition particle 14 kDa protein (gene Srp14). The coding region runs from base 147 to 467 and encodes 106 amino acids. Gene Ontology annotation, biological process: SRP-dependent cotranslational protein targeting to membrane. The transcript is spliced from 3 exons. The record is from RefSeq and is a predicted model, not a curated record. NCBI's taxonomy places the organism in Eukaryota, Metazoa, Arthropoda, Insecta, Lepidoptera, Pieridae. Gene Ontology annotation, cellular component: signal recognition particle, endoplasmic reticulum targeting. Gene Ontology annotation, molecular function: 7S RNA binding; endoplasmic reticulum signal sequence receptor activity.
CAUAAAGUUAACGUGUGGAAUUUUGCUGCAUUCGUGUUAAAUUUAAAACCACAUUUAUAUCGACAAUUUAAAUGUUAAAUUAUUAAUUGUUAUAAUUAAUUCAGUGCGAUAAGAAAUAUUUACUCCAAAAAAGAUUUUUCUCAAGAAUGGUCUUAUUAAAUAAUGAAGUGUUUCUAAAUGAGCUCACUAAGCUGUUCCAGAACGCCAGAACGACAGGAUCAGUAACAGUGACAAUGAAAAGAUACGAUGGUCGGAAAGCUCCGAAUCCUAAGGGUGGAUUAGCUAUUACAAAUCCUGAGUACAAAUGUUUAAUGAGGGCACAGUGUCAUAGUAAAAAAAUAUCAACAGUUGUUGAACAGAAAGAUGUAGAAACAUUCACAAAUGCAUACUCUAAUUUAUUAAAAACUAAUAUCAAUGGCCUAAAAAGGUUGAAGAAACCAAAAAAGAAGGCAAUGGCAGCUCAAUAAAGAACUAGCUUUGUCACAUAGACUGAGUCUAAAAUGAUGCAGAGGCAUGUUUAGUGAGGGCAGUGUCAUAGUAAAUUAAAUCCAUGUUAUUGAAAGAUGUACAAACAUUUACAAAAUGCACACUUCAAUUUACUCAAAACUAGUAUCAAUGGCUUAGAAAGGUUGAAGGAACCAAAAAAGGCAAUGGCAGCCCAAUAAAGCAGCAUCUUUAUCACAUAGAUUCGAGUCUAAGAUUAAGCAAAGAGGCGAACAACUGAUCAUGCCCAUCACCACAGCCACGGGUGGAGGUCCAUUAAAUGUGCUUUUCUCUCAAAUGAGAUUUGAAGAGUUGGAGUCUUGCCUAAAUGUCUGCUGGUAAAAGACUGUCACUACCUAAUAUUAUGAAAACUAUAAAUACAUAUAUAAACUGGA